AUGUCUACUUUCCCACCGCCACCGCCACCGCAGCCGUCAUUCACCUUUGUAAGCGGCGGUUCCGCCACUCCAACCAACCAAAUACCACCGUACAUGACCACAUCGUCUCCGUCCCCUUCCUCCUCAUCAUCGGUCGUUAUAGUAAUCAUUAUAGUCGCCUCUGCCAUCAUUGUCUCGGCCUCGAUUUACCUUCUUCUUCGUUUAAUUUCAAAGCGCUUCCACCGCUCAUUCCACACCUUCGCCGCUGCAGACGAUGUUGUUCUACGCCAUCAUUCAAAUCCGAACUUGAGUGAAUGCCAUGUGGUGUCGAGCAAUCUGGUCGAUUCUCUUCCUCUCUUCACGUUCGGCUCCAUCACUGGAAACCUUACAGGCGGUGAUUGUGCGGUGUGUUUGUCGAAGUUUGAGCCGCAUGAUCAGCUCCGUUUGUUGCCGUUAUGCUGUCACGCGUUCCACGCCGGGUGCAUUGAUACGUGGCUCUUGUCUAAUCAAACUUGUCCUCUUUGCCGAUCGUCCGUGCUACCUUCCGACUCGGAAGUACUGGAUAAAAUCCUGUUGGUUGAGACUGGCGUAGGUAAUAAUACUGACAAUAACUUUGAAAAUCGUAAUGGAAGUGAAAAUGGCGGGAGUUUUCGGAUUGAAAUGGGGAGCAUCAGUCGCCGCCGUGGCACGGAGGACACCGGCGGAGGAGGGCAGCGGUCUUAUUCAAUCGGUUCUUUCGAGUACAUUGUAGACAACGGCUACGAGGUUUCCGUCGGAUCCACCACUCACCGGAGAGGACCGUCUGAUUGCACUUCCGUUGACAAGGAGUCCUCAAUAGGAGUUCCGGUGGCUGAGUCUCUUCCGGCGGAGGUUUCGGCUGGAGAGGUUUCCCGCGGGAGGAACUGGCUUAGAGACUACGUCGACAGGCUGGCUUCGGUUUCUGUUUCGUCAAGAUCAUUGUCUUUCAGAAGCUCCGGCCGCUUCUUCACCGGCAGUAGCCGCCGGAGCGACACCGUCGUCCCCCUCGAGGAUCUGGAGGCGAACCGCGUCGGAGAAGAAAUCAGCGAGUUCUUUCGGUGGCUUUCCUGA
Molecule: messenger RNA, 1068 nt
Organism: Fraxinus pennsylvanica
Lineage: Eukaryota; Viridiplantae; Streptophyta; Magnoliopsida; Lamiales; Oleaceae
Source: the annotation of a GenBank genome assembly